Molecule: messenger RNA, 2202 nt
Organism: Spizellomyces punctatus DAOM BR117
Lineage: Eukaryota; Fungi; Chytridiomycota; Chytridiomycetes; Spizellomycetales; Spizellomycetaceae
Exons: 2
Coding region: 307-1782 (491 amino acids)
Biological process (GO): positive regulation of transcription by RNA polymerase II; negative regulation of transcription by RNA polymerase II
Molecular function (GO): zinc ion binding; RNA polymerase II cis-regulatory region sequence-specific DNA binding; DNA-binding transcription factor activity, RNA polymerase II-specific
Source: RefSeq, a predicted model, not a curated record
CUCUCUCUCUCUCUCUCUCUCUCUCUGUGUGUGUGUGUAGUUUGUGUAGUUUGUGUAGUUUGUGUGUGAGAACUCUCUCUUAUCUCUCUCUCUCUCUCUCUUGUCCCAUCAAAUUCCCUUCUUCUUUCAAUCAACGCGUUUUUUUUUAUUGUUUUUUUUUGAUUGUUGUUGUUUUUACUUUUUGGUCAGACGCUCAGUCUGCCAGUUGUUUAUUUUAUAUUCCCACUCUUUGUUUAUUCCCACACUCUUCUUUCUACUCGAGAGCAUCAUCAUGCUCGUUUCCUGCAUUUCCCACUAGAUACAGCCAUGGUCAACGUGCAACAACAACAAGAACAGACGGCUGCGGGUCUUGCCUCAGUCGCUGUCGUCAAGCCAGUCCCUUCCCUCUACGAACGCAAGUAUGGCGCAUACGGGGCUCAGCGCUUUUCGCCCUUGCUUCAUCACUCGAGUGACCACCGGCGUCCACCCGUCGACAAGGACGUAGGAAAGGAACGGAGCAAGCACCUGGCUCAAAAGGCUGCCAACAAGUGUGCAAACUGUGGCACAAUGUCUACUCCACUAUGGAGGAGAGGACCCAAGGGUGAAGUCAUUUGCAAUGCUUGUGGCCUCUAUUUAAAGGCGAGAAAUACAUAUCGUCCGACAUGGCUCAAGCAACGCCGCCCGAAAAAGGAGGGAGAUUCUGCGCAGGCCGCACCACCACCAUCAUUGACAUCGUCCAACAACCAUACCAUUGAGCGGGCGCCCACCUCUUUGGACGCGCUCGUCACCAUUGCACAUUUGACCACCCAUAUUCCCCAACUCGUCCCCGUCAAACAAGAAGAUGGUUUGCGUCCAAACGUCUCGACUCCAUUUAUGGGCGACACGUUGCCCGAUGCGCACAUUAAGCAGCAGCAAGGAUGUCACUCUGGUCUUGGCAGGCCUCCCGGACCCGGCCGCGAACACAUGCAGUGCAUCAACUGCAGUACGACAAGCACUCCUCUUUGGAGGCGCGACGAUAAAGGCAAUGCCAUUUGCAACGCCUGUGGAUUGUACUACAAGCUCCACCACACUCAUCGCCCAGUGACCAUGAAGCGGGCCGUCAUUAAACGUCGCAAGCGCGUGACACCCAACUCGGGUGCGGUCCUGUCUCCGUACGAGACAAGUUUGUGGUCCUCAAUUGACGCUUCUGCUGAUCAUGGAGCACCAGCGAGUGCGGCAGACGCGGAGCACCGUCGCAGGGACACGCCUCCCCAGCAGCAGCAACAACAGCAACAACAACAGACGAGCGAGGGCAGAUUUGUACUUCCUCCCCUCAAAUCGAUUUUACCCAUGGGACCCAUGGCACUGGACGCGUCUCCCGCGUCAUCGACAUUGUCAUCUUCGUCGCCUCCGGCGAUGGACGCUCCUUUGGUCGAUGGGUCCUUGUCGUUCCGCAUGUUACCUUCACCGUUUGCCAAUCCGCCUCCCGCCGCGGCGAGGUCACCAUACCCAACCUCCCCCGCCACACAGCAUGAGCCUAUGACCGUCAACUCUGGACUCAUCCAGCACACAAGGGCCGAACUCGUGAAUGAGAUUGACCGCCUCAAAACGCUUUUAUCGCACAAGGCUGGUAUUUUGGUGGGGUUAGACCAGGCUGAACGUUUCAUGGACCAACAUGCUCCCCAGCCGUUUGGAAACGAGACGGUCCGACUUCCUCCCAUUCGUGAGGCGUUUGAUUUACAGCGACAUGAAGGGUUGGAGGAUGCUGAAGCAUCUGCGACGCAAGCGCUCAUGUCGUUGGCGACUGGGGCGGGAAUGCGUUGAUGCAGUUUUUGGCUAGAAGUGUGUUGACGUUGUAUAUACACUUGUGGGUGUAUUGUUUUUGUACUAUUGGUGUGUUGUUGUGUGCGUUUAUGAUGAUGAUGCAUGUGGAGACUUUUCAAAACCACCAUGCAAUUCGUGCAAAUGUUUCUUUUCUGUUGAUGCUGUCCUUUUUAUUGGUACUUUUGCAGAGUUGGGUGGGAUGGACCCUAUUUGAUCUUUGGCGGCUUUGCAGGCAGAAAGUGCAGACAAAUACACUGGCGUGGAGUGGAACCACUUGGGUACUGGCGACAACCAACGUAUGUAGAUACAGCUACUGGACCCACUAGGCAAUACAUAACGGUUGAUCUAACCGGGUAAUUGUUGUCAAAGGGGGCCCUGAUAUGCUCAGUACAAGGAGCUUUUUACACCCGUCUAGCAAAA